UGCAUGCACAUCUUUACCGGGAACCAACUUUAGCAGGACACUGUUCAUUUGUCUACUGCUGUGAAAAUUAAGAAUCGCAGUAAAGGAUCUCGUGUGAGGGUUUUAAAUCUAUUUGGAUUGGAUUGUGUGCUCGCAUCAUGUUCUGGAUAGAAGCAUUGCUAUUCUGGAUAAGUGUGCCACCUGCACUCUGUGCCCGGACUGAUGGUAAAUCUGGGAGUUGUAGCGAAGUCAGGCGAGCAUACAACGCUAAAGGAUACAGUGUGUCCAGUGUCCCCUUCCAGGAGAUAGCAGGGGAACAUCUUCGCAUCUGUCCUCAGGAAUACACAUGUUGCACAACUGAAAUGGAAGAUAAACUCAGUGAGCAAAGUAAAUUUGAAUUUAUGAAACUAGUGGAGGAAACCAGCCAUUUUGUACGCACUACCUUUGUGUCUUGGCAUAAAAAGUUUGAUGAAUUUUUUAGAGAGCUCCUUGGAAAUGCAGAGAAGUCUCUAAAUAGCAUGUUUGUGAGGACAUACGGAAUGCUGUACAUGCAUAACUCUGAAGUGUUCCAGGAUUUAUUUAUUGAACUCAAGCGUUACUAUACAGGAGGUAACAUCAAUCUGGAAGACAUAUUAAAUGAUUUUUCAGCACGUCUGCUGGAACGCAUGUUUCAGAUUAUAAAUCCUCACUAUCAUUUCUCUGAAGACUACCUUGAAUGUGUAGGCAAAUACAUUGAUCAGCUGAAGCCUUUUGGAGAUGUACCUAGAAAACUUAAAAUUCAAGUCAUGAAAGCCUUCAUUGCAGCACGGACAUUUGUCCAGGGUUUAACAGUGGGUCGAGAUGUGGCAAACAGAGUGUCAAAGAUCAGUCCAAAUUCAAAGUGUACCACUGCGCUUAUGAAGAUGUUAUACUGCCCUUACUGUCGAGGUCUUUCCAGUUUAAAACCAUGCAACAACUAUUGCCUCAACGUGAUGAAAGGCUGUCUGGCAAAUCAAGCUGAUCUGGAUAUUGAAUGGAAUCUUUUCAUUGAUGCCAUGCUUUUAGUAGUUGACAGAUUGGAGGGGCCAUUCAAUAUCGAGUCGGUCAUGGAUCCUAUCGAUAUUAAGAUUUCUGAAGCCAUCACAAACAUGCAGGAAAAUAGCAUUCAGGUGUCAGGCAAGGUUUUUCUGGCAUGUGGUCAACCCAAAUCGCCAUAUUCAUUAAGGUCAUCUCGAUCAUAUUCAGAAAGAUAUAAUAAUCGUUUCUAUCCCUACAACCGUGAUGACAGGCCGACAAUUACUGCUGCCACAAGCCUGGACAGACUGAGGACUGUUUGGAGGACAAUGCAGAAUGCUAUAACAGAUAUGAAGGAGAAAUUGAAGUUAUCAAAAAAAAUUUGGUCUUCCUUACCACAUAGCAUUUGUAAAGAAAAGAGAUUGACUGGCCGAUUACGGGAUGAAGAAGAAUGCUGGAAUGGACACAGUAAAGCACGGUAUCUUUCUGGAAUAAUGAGUGAUGGCCUGAUAAAUCAGAUCAACAAUCCAGAAGUAGAAGUGGAUAUCACAAGCCCGGAUACAUCCAUAAGACAGCAAAUCAUGGCUCUACGUGUUAUGACAAAUAAACUAAAGAAUGCCUACUUUGGAAAUGAUGUGAAUUUUCAAGAUACAAGUGAAGAAACAAGUGGCUCAGGAAGUGGAAGUGGGUGCAAUGAUGAUAUUUGUCCUACAGAAAAUGACGUCAUCACCACGGAAGCUCAACCAUUUGACUCUGACAGAAGGGAAUUUGAAUUUUCUGCAGCAACAAAGAUUCACCAAUCAUUUUUUAUGUUUUUUGUUUCUAUGUUUUUGGUUUUGGAAAGACAGUGGAGAUGAUCUAUAGAUUUCUAAGCUGGAAACGUUUAGUUCUGAGAGAAAUCCAUUUUCUUUUAUUCUUACACUCUUGGCCAAUGGACCAUUUCCAAACAUUGACAAUUUUGUAUGUAUAAACGCUUUCCUUAUAUUAUUUUGUGCCUAAAAGUUUCUGGGUACCCUGGUCAAACCACCCAAUAUUUCAUUUUUAACAUGUUCAAAGUUGAAAAACUGACAGAUUAUUUUGCUCACAAAUAUUACUUACAGAGCUUUUUUUCAACAAACGAAUACAGAAAAUGUCAUCUCAAAAUGUCUUCACAUUUAAAGAAAAGGUGAAAACCAUAAUUAUGAAGCCUAUUUUUUUGAUGCAAACUUUAAAGAAAAAAUGGAAAUCAUGGAAAAAAAGAUGUUUAAUCUGAAUUUGGAAAUAUCAAUGAUGGAUUAAAGUAUAAGAAUGAAGAUCGGCAAAAACGUCCAAUCACCACGACCAUUACUUUUAGAAGGAAUAUUCAAGAAACUAUUUUUAGGAUGUAAAAUAAUUUAUAGAA
Molecule: messenger RNA, 2353 nt
Organism: Pelobates fuscus (common spadefoot toad)
Lineage: Eukaryota; Metazoa; Chordata; Amphibia; Anura; Pelobatidae
Gene: GPC6
Product: glypican 6
Exons: 10
Coding region: 138-1829 (563 amino acids)
Biological process (GO): cell migration; regulation of protein localization to membrane; regulation of signal transduction
Cellular component (GO): cell surface; plasma membrane; synapse
Source: RefSeq, a predicted model, not a curated record